AUGGCCUCCAAGCAGCUCCUCCCGUGCUCGGCCAGCGCCAUCGCCAACCGCGAGCGAAUCCUCAUUCUCACGCCGCUGGCACGGUUCUACCAGCAAUACUGGGACAAUUUGGUCAAACUGAGCUACCCGCACGAAUUGAUUUCGCUGGGGUUCAUCGCUCCCAAGACCAAGGAAGGGAAUAGCGCUGUCGCAGCACUAGAGAAAGCCAUCUCUCGUACGCAAUCGGGCCCGAUUGAUACUCGCUUCGCCAGCAUUUCCAUUCUCCGGCAGGAUUUCGAUCCCCCACUGAGCUCGCAAAAUGAAAAAGUCCGGCACAAGAUGGAAGCGCAGAAAGAGCGCCGCGAGUCCAUGAGCCGUGCUCGCAAUAGCUUGGUGUUCACCACCCUUGGCCCUAGUACAUCGUGGGUACUUUGGCUAGACGGGGAUAUCGUGGAAACGCCGGCAUCGCUCAUCCAAGACCUGACCAGUCAUAACCAGCCUAUAAUCGUCCCCAACUGCUACCAGCGGUACUAUAACUCCGAACUCGGGAGAAUGGACAUCCGACCCUACGAUUUCAACUCCUGGAUCGACAGCCAGACGGCCCAGGACUUGGCCGCAAGUAUGGGCCCUGACGAGAUCCUUCUAGAAGGAUAUGCUGAGAUCCCGACAUACCGUACCCUGAUGGCUUACUUGCCCGACUUCAAAGCGCUAGAUCCCGGGCGCAGGGUAUCCCUGGACGGCGUCGGCGGCACUGCGCUCAUGGUCAAAGCCGACGUGCACCGCGACGGCGCCAUGUUCCCAGCCUUCCCAUUCUUUCACCUUGUGGAGACGGAAGGCUUCGCCAAAAUGGCCAAACGAUUAGGCUACGCGGUGUUCGGAUUACCGGAUUAUUUUGUUUACCAUUAUAACGAGUAA
Molecule: messenger RNA, 894 nt
Organism: Penicillium macrosclerotiorum
Lineage: Eukaryota; Fungi; Ascomycota; Eurotiomycetes; Eurotiales; Aspergillaceae
Product: mannosyltransferase complex subunit MNN9
Exons: 3
Coding region: 1-894 (297 amino acids)
Biological process (GO): protein N-linked glycosylation; cell wall mannoprotein biosynthetic process
Cellular component (GO): mannan polymerase complex
Molecular function (GO): alpha-1,6-mannosyltransferase activity
Source: RefSeq, a predicted model, not a curated record